Messenger RNA from Psammomys obesus (fat sand rat), 1853 nucleotides. It is a transcript of the gene Ccnjl, whose product is annotated as cyclin J like. Lineage: Eukaryota; Metazoa; Chordata; Mammalia; Rodentia; Muridae. The transcript has 6 exons. Bases 86 to 1249 code for a protein of 387 amino acids. Gene Ontology annotation, biological process: mitotic cell cycle phase transition; regulation of cyclin-dependent protein serine/threonine kinase activity. Gene Ontology annotation, molecular function: cyclin-dependent protein serine/threonine kinase regulator activity. Gene Ontology annotation, cellular component: nucleus; cyclin-dependent protein kinase holoenzyme complex; cytoplasm. The record is from RefSeq and is a predicted model, not a curated record.
AGGGACCCUCCACCCGCGACCCUCCACGCGGGGACAGCGAUGCGGUGCGCCCCGAGAUCUCGGUAGCCUCGGAUCUGCGGCUGUGAUGGAUGAGCCGUGGUGGGAAGGGCGCGUCGCCUCGGACGUCCACUGCACCCUGCGCGAGAAGGAACUGAAGCUGCCCACCUUCCGCGCCCACUCCCCGCUCCUGAAGAACCGUCGGUUCUUUGUAGACAUUCUGACCCUGCUGAGCAGACACUGCCACCUAUGCCCCUCAGCCCGGCACCUGGCCAUCUACCUUCUGGACCAUUUCAUGGACCAGUACAACAUCACCACCUCCAAGCAGCUGUAUACUGUGGCUGUCUCCUGCCUCCUGCUGGCAAGUAAGUUUGAGGACAGGGAGGACCGUGUGCCCAAGCUGGAGCAGAUAAACAGUACAAGGAUCCUGAGCAGCCAGAACUUUUCCCUCACCAAGAAGGAGCUGCUGACCACAGAACUUCUGCUCCUGGAAGCUUUUGGCUGGGACCUCUGCCUGCCCACACCCGCCCAUUUUCUGGACUACUACCUCUUGGCCUCCAUCAGCCAGAAGGACCACCACUGCCACACCUGGCCCACCACCUGCCUCCGAAAGACCAAAGAGUGCCUCAAAGAGUAUGCCCACUACUUCCUGGAAGUCACCCUGCAAGAUCAUAUAUUUUACAAAUUCCAGCCUUCUGUGGUUGCUGCAGCCUGUGUUGGGGCCUCCAGGAUCUGCCUUCAGCUCUCUCCCUACUGGACCAGAGACUUGCAAAGGGUCUCAAGCUACUCCCUGGAGCAUCUCAGCACGUGCAUAGAAAUCCUGCUGGUAGCAUAUGACAAUGUCCUCAAGGAUGCUGUUGCAGUCAAGAGCCAGUCACUGGCCAUGGUGCCCAGCACGUCAUCAGCUCCCACCCAAGUGCUGUUCCAACCACCCACCUACCCUACUCUCAGCCAGCCACCGCCAACAACACUAGCACAGUUCCAGAGUCCAGCGCAGGACCUGUGCUUGGCAUAUCGGGACUCAUUGCAGGCCCACCGCUCAGGGACCCUGCUCUCAGGGGACACUGGUCCUUCCCUUCACACCCCCUACUCAACCCUCCAGCCCUUGGAUAUGUGUCCUGUGCCCGUGCCUGCAUCCCUUAGCAUGCAGAUGGCCAUUGCGUCUGAACCCAGGCACUGCCUUACCGCCAGCUACGGAAGCAGCUACUUCAGCGGGAGCCAUAUGUUCCCCACAGGUUGUUUUGACAGCUAGGUCCACAUUUGGACCACAAGGAGAAUCUUGGAAGACCCAGACCAAGGAAGUGAACACCUAAGAGCAGAGCUCAGCCAGGUGAGGCAAAGAAAGAACCUCAUCCCCUUCAUUAGAGAGCAACAGUGCUCUUUAUAAAAACAAACAAAACAACACAACCCAGAGCCAAACAUCCAGGAGCAUACCUCACCCAACAGCAUCUCUCUGGGAAACUUCUUCCACGUGUGCCUGGAGGACAAGGACAUGGCUCUGUGGCCAUCGCCUUGAACUGGGGGAUCCCAUGGACCACAUCAGACUUGGUAAGAGACUUGAACAUUGAGGACUGCCUGCAGAGCAAUAGCACAUCCGGGCUUUUCAAAGACUACUUUUCACAGUGAUGCCCCUGAAAAAGACGCACCUGGCACGUCCUCUGUAUCCCUACAAGAUCCAUCCCAAGCGUUUUUCUCUCCCUAGCUCCACAUCAAGGGUCCUGUGGCCCAUGUUUAUGCCUGAGAACUGGGCCCCGGAGGCCCAGUGAGUGGCUAUUUUGCCCUUUGUCUUUGAACCUUUUCUCAUCCUUCUGGAUAUUUCACACGCUGCUGCUUCCUGGAACAAUCUAGCUUUUGUA